AUAGUAAUGUUAUAAUGAUGUAAUCUUAUUUUAAAAUAGUAUUGUAGUGUAGAACGUUUUAUUAGUUGUUAGUGAUGAGAUUUUCAACUCAAUACCAUGAAUCAGUUCAUUUUGAAGAGUUGAUUUGGUGAGUCAAUUCUUAAGUUGCCAGUUCAUUAAAUUAAACAGUUCUCCUUAUCACGAAUCAUCAACUCAUUGAGUCAACUCUCAAGUUCAUUCAUUUCAUUAUGGCCCAGUUUUUCAAUCGCAUUUAUUCGUCGAUAGCACGAGUUAAGAAAAAAUUGAUAAUUUUCGGUUUUUCAUGUCGGAGUAAAUUAGUAAAGCUAUUUGAUGAAUAAAGUGCAGAAUAACUUAUUAAAUAGUUAUUACAAUAUAUUUUCUACCAAAUAAUAAUUUAUACGACGAAAAAGUAUAUUUCAUAUUUUAAGCGUAAACUUGUGGCAUCUCUGGACUAAAAUAUAAGUUAGGUUUCCAAUUACCCUGUUAUUCAAAACAAUGUAUAUUUUGUUUAGUUUAUACAUACUUGGUACUUACACAGCCUAUAGUACUUGAAUUGAAGUCUUAUGCAGUUUUUUGCCAGCAAUAAUUUUUAUUUUUAGAUUGCUUUCCAAAAUAUUUGUAUUUGAUAAUGCAUACUUCAAUAAACAAAAUAAUUGUCGCUCUAAUCCUCUUCGAUGCCAUUGUUCAUUACAAUGUAUGAUAUAUUAAUACAAUAUUUAUAUUUGAAUUUUUUGUUGUAAAAUAUAAAUACAAUACAUUUUGUCGUAUACUUUUAUAAUUUAAUUAAAUAGGUAUAUCAUAAUAAUAUACACUAAAUACUUAUAGGUAUCUUAAUACCUAUUUUAUAUUGUAUUAAAUAUCUUCUAUUUCUCAUGCUUUCGGUAAUAUUUUUUUGUCAAACAUGAAAAAAGAAACUUAUUCCAAACAAACACUAACGCAAAAUGAAUUAAAUUACUAAAUGACUUGCAACAAUUGCAACAUGCUUGUUUAACAUAAAACUCUUAUACAUUUAUAUCAUUCAAUAUCAGUAUAUUAUCUAUUAUCUAAUAUCUAUGCAUUUUAUGUUUUAAUAUCACUACCAUCACAAGUUGCUGACAUACCUAUUUAAUUUAUCAUAACAUAACGUCAUAACAUCACUUGUCAUUACACAAUAAUAGAAUUUCAUAUUAUGUAUAUUGUGGCAUAGCAGGGUCUAUAGACGAAUUGUCGGAUUGAUAACACACAUCCGUGAUUCGUGAAUUGUAUUAAACCAGCCGAUUCGUGAAUCAUUAUUUUAAACCAGUGGUAGCACUGAGUCACUGAACUAUACCACACUGAAUCAAUUCAUUCAGUUCACCUAAAAAAGUCAACUCCUUCAAGUCAAUUUAUUCACGAACUACCCACCUCUAUUAGUUGUAAUAAAUUAUUGUCUAAUGUGGAUUGGUUUUAUAUAUGUUCGAAAAUUUCACUUAAAAUAUCGUUUAUCAUCUAUGGCUACAUACAUGCUAUGCAUGUGUAUACAUGUUAUAGACUCAUUAAUACAUGUUUCGCGCUGUAAUUUUUCUUAGAAUAGAAUAUUUAUAUGUUUUGUCAUGACUACCCUACAUUUAUUUUGUGAGACAUAAAAUAUUAUCAAUACACAGCCCAUUUUUUAAUAGGUCUAUGUACAACCGUACCACGUAAAAGUCAUAAGCACGGGUGGUCACAAGUAACACGUGAAGAGCUCCCUCUAUCUAUGACUGUUUUACAUGUACAAAAAGCUCGUCUAUUAGACAAUGAAUAUAUGUGUGACAACUUUUGAAUUUUGGUGUGAGCCAAAAUUGAAAUAAACAUAAUUAAAAAAAACUUCAAUGUUUUCUUCGAUAUAUUGAAGAUUAAAUAUCGAUGGCGAAACAUCGAUUUAUCUAUCAAACAAAAACAUCGAUGCUUUUUGUCCACCUCUAGCGAGUAUAAGAAUGCCUUAUCCAUAUAUUUAAUAUUUAUGCAUGAAACAAGUCGAAAAGUUGCUGUUUCACAUAGAUACGAAUCUAUUUAUUAUUUCAGUAAUAAUUUAUGUGGAAUAUUUGUGUUUCAGAAAGAAAAAAGGAAGGUAAGAGAUUCACAAAAAAAUUAAAUAACAUACCAGAAAUUCGUUUACCGGUUACCGGUAUACCGAAUUGUUUUAAACCCUUAUAUCAAAAACUUCAUUGACUUGUUGUUAGUGCAAAAUAUCAUAUCUAUAGUCCAUAUUGGAGAGUAAUAUAUAUUACUCUAUGGUCCAUACUUAUUAUACAAGGUAUGUUUAAGCACCUUCGAUAUAAUAGUCACUUGAAUCUUCCAUAUUUAUUCUUCACAAUUAGGGUGACCAGACGCCUUCUUUUACGAGGACUUAUCCUUUUAUAUGUAUUUCUUCGUUCGUCCUGGCUCUUUUUUUAAAAUUGUCAGAAUGUCUUAUUUUUUACACGUAUUUUGUUUUUCUAUAUUAUAGGUUCACCUUGUUAGGGUAGGUAAGUAAAUAAAUUAUGAUUGUGGGUGAUGCGAUAUUGUGAUAAGAUUUAUCUAUGGAUUUAUAAGCACUUUGCUUAUUAUUAUUAUUAGAACUAUUCAAACAUAAAAUAUUAUAUGGACUAUAAAAUACAUAAAAUCUUAUAAUACAAGAUAUAAAGAUGUUUUUAUAUAAAGUAAAUUAUAUAAGUACAUUUUUUCUAUUAAGUAUUUACUAAUACUUUCCUAUGAUAUAAUAUAACCAUGUUUAUAGUACUUUAAGCGCUUAUCAUAAAAUUAAAGUGAAUCGCUAUGAUAUACUGUCAAUAAUUAUAUUAGUUACUAGUUAGCAAGGUACACCUUGGUAGUUCUUAUGCUGAUAAGCUACCUAUUGUGUUUUAAUCAGCAAACUGAGUUUAAUAAUUAUUAUGGUGUAAAAUUCACGGAUGUUUUGUAUAUUGGCAAUAAUUUUAGUGUAUUCCUAAAAUACAAUAAGAACAUUUAUAUAAUACCAGUUAUGAGUAGUAUCAAUAAAUGAACAAUAAUUUGUAAAAAUGUCCUCCUUUUUUUAUAAGACACAUCUGAUCACCCUAUUCACAUUGUUAAAAUGUCAAUGUCAAGAAAAACUAUUAUAAGUGUUAUAAUAGAUUAUUUUGUGAUAAUUUAAAAAGAAUAUGAAAAAUAUGAAUGAUCGCAAUGGGAACAUUAAGAAAGAAGGAGAUUAUACCUAGUAUGACCAGAUGUGUCUCAUAAAAAAAGAGAACAUUUUUAUAAAUUAUACAUCCAAUGACAUCAUUGAUGUGAUUAUACUGCACACCCCUAUAGUAUGCCUAGCCGGUUACUACCUUAAUUACUCUAUAAACAAGGCUAGUCUAUUAUUAUAAGGUCUAUAGUUCAUUAUAAGAACCGUUUAUUUUAUUAGUAAUACAAACCGUUUUUUCUACUGUCUGGUUAAAAAUUACAUUUCUAAAGUACCUGUAUCUUGAGUUGUCGUUAUCAUGUAUUUUAUUAAUUAUUAACUGUAAAAGUAAUAUAAUUUACAGGAUAGCCAAUAAAAUUUUAGAUAUAUCGCCCUAAAAAGGAUUAGUUUAAACAAGAUGUCCUAGGAUAAUGGGGAUGGGUGCAAUCACUGUUAUAGCUAAUUUAAUAAAUAUCUGUAAGCAACGAUGAACCAUUGCUAACGAAAAAACGAUUCUGAGCGUAGUUUAGUUAACAGUGAUUCUUUGUCAACAAUAUAUAUGUCAUAUUAUGAUAAGAUAAUCAAAUAUGCAUUAUAUAUUUUUUUUAUAAUAAUUGUUUAAUAUUGUACCCAUUUCCCCGGUUGUUCUCAUUUGCUGGGAAAAUCAAAAAAUGACCUCUCUAAAGUAUCUUCUCAAUCAGAUUUACUUUCAGAAAAAAUACUAUCAUUGUAAAUCGGAGCAAAAUUGUUGGUAGAAAAAUUAUCUAUAAAAAAAAAGGCCAUAAUAUUUAUUAAUACUUACAUUUCGUACAUUUUCCGUUUUUCCGACAUUUUAUCCCGGUUUUUCCCAGUUAUUAUGAAAACUGAUUGAAAAAUCACAAAAAUUACCUCUCCAAACCAUUAUUUCCUUACAGAAAAUAAGCUACACUUGAUACAUGGAAGCUAAAUUUCUAGCAGAAAAGUUUGCACAACAAAUCGAGGGGUACUUUUUAGUUAAAAUCGUCCGAGCGAGCGAUGCUAGGUCUAUAGGUACACUUAAAAAGCAUCUGUUUUUCCUUAUUUAAGCAAAAGGAAAAAAAAGUACAAACAAUUUUUUUACCAAAUAAAACCCAGGUUUGAACCUUAACCCCUAGUAUUAAAGAAUAUUAAAGAAUAUCUAUGUCUAUAUCUUAAUAUCCAUGGGUAAAUAUACCAGUAUAAGCAGUCUAGUCAAAACUGUUAAAACGCCGCGUGUGGAUGCAGUUUAAUAAGUUGUAUGCAUUUCGAGCACUAUUCUAUACUUUAUAUUUUUAUGGUGUUAAAAUUUAUAAUUUAAUAGCUAGAAAAGGAGAAUCAAUUGGAAAUGAUAAAAUCUGAGAAGAGCAACGUAUACAAAACGUUAUACAACAUUUUAAUAAUUAUAAAAUACAUAUUAAUAUAUACAAAUAUCAAACUUCUAUUUACUUUAUUUACUAAGGGAAAAAUUAUAUUAAAUUGUAUAUUAUUUUACCAUUAUAAUUAUUUUUUGUAAUGACAGCCACUAAUCAUUAGAUGAGAGAACUAUUUUUAUUUUACAAUGUUUGUUCGUAAUAAACGUAGAACCACACAGUUUAUAAUAAAUUUGAUAACGUUGCACUCAAUUCUUAUUGUAUUUCAAUGAACAAUUGAGCGUGCGGGAUUGUGUUAAAAAAAAAAAACGUGGAAUCGGAUUCCUCCCAUUAGCUGUUCGAGAAUGUACCUGUUAUCUAUAUUAGCAUUAUUUAAAUAAAUAAAUAAUGAUAUACACCGUGCGUAAUAAACAAGUAUAUUAAUUUUAUCACAUUCCAAAGUUUUAUAUUCCAGCUUUGAGAGGGAGGGGGAAUUUCAAAUCCACUGCGGGUCAUAGAAUUUGGUGUUGUUAAUUGAUAACAAUUGUCUAUAUAACCCACAGAUAAAUAUAUUAUAACCCCUCCAUUGAACACUUCUGAGCACAAUCAUGUACAAAUUCUCUCCUAUUUCAACAAUAUAUUCAUAGGUAAAUAUUUCAAAUUUUAUCAAAUUGUAUGAAUUAUUGUACCUCUUAUCUACAUAUUAUAUAAUUUCAUAAGCGAGUAUUAUAAAUUGAUAAUUAAAUUUCUAUAGAUACGAAAACCCCAACAAUCGACCUUCGUCUGACUCAUGUUGUUAACAUAAAUAUUAUUUUACACUUUUCAACAAUAAUAUCAAAUUAAACUGAUGACGAUGAUUAAUUACAAAAAUUACGAGAUAAAACGAUACCCAAUUAUUUAUGGGUUUAUAUCUUUUCGCCUUCAGACAUUUUUAGAACCCUAGCUUAGCGAGGGAGCUAUUGGUUUACAAUGGUAUUUAUUUUUUGUUCUUUGUACUUUGCGAAUUGAACGGCGGCGAAAAGCUCGGCUUCAUUAUUAUUUAUGUGUGCCGUGUAAUAGUAAUGGUACGCCGAUAUGUGGCCGACACAUUUGUUUUUGUAGAUAGGCAAUAUACAUAGUGAUCUAUUUAACGCACCUAAGUACCUAAUAAAUUACACUUAACAAUAUUUACUGGGCAGUUGGUAUUUAAAUUACCUAUAUAAAAUAAUUUCGUAUUAGAAUUUUACAGGUAAAUAAUUGUAUAGGUAUUUAUUUUCUAAAAUACUGUCUUGAUAAAAUACAAUUAAAACUAUAUCUAAAAUUAAAGUUCAAAUAAUCAUUAUCUAUUUUAUAUUGAACCCGUAUAUAUUCUACUGCUGUUUAGUCAAGAAGGUAUAUAAAAAGUAUAAUAAAUGAUAAGCAACUUAUGUGAUAUUGUAUUAUUUUACAACUUAUGAUAAUUAUAAUAAAUUCAUAUAUUAUAUUUAAUUGAGCUAUAGUUGUACUUAAUAUAUUUAGCCCAUACACUUACAUUGAGUCUUUUACAAUUUUAACAAUUUUGUUACUUACCUAAUAUUUUGUUUGGACAUUUCAGAUACCUAACUUACCUUCUUACCUAUUUUAAUAUAAUAUUUUAAUCAAAUUGUUUUGUACGAAAAUGGCAAAUUCAAAAGUGAAAGUUCUAUACAAUCAGGUAAAUAUUAAAUAAUUUGUAUUGAUCAUUUAUUUAUUAUUAUAUCUAUACAUUUCAAGUUGGUUUUUUUUUUGAAAUUACUAAUAUACAUUUAUGCUGUGUAUAUAGUUAACUUAUUACUUAUUAUAACUAGGUACUAUAAUAAUUAAUAUUUUAAUAUUAGCAUUGAUUUUAUAAUAUUAUAAAAUCAAUGAUAAUAGAUACCUACACAAAUAAUUCAGUUAAUUAAGUAUUACGAUUAUAAUAAGUACACAUUUACUCAAUUAAAUAGAUUAGUAUAUAUUUAUAGAAAUUUAGUUUUUCUAUCAGUACCAAUCAAACUUAUAUUUGUUACUUUAGUCAAUAUGAUAAUGGACUAACAAAAUAGGGGAACAUUUUGUAUUUUAAAUAGAAGGUAGUAAAAUGAAAAAUGUCUUAAAUCAGAUUGUGUAAGAGAAAUUUGUCUAGUCAACAAGUUAGGUAACUAAAUUUUUGAUCCAGGAUGGCCUUGCAUGGAGAAAAUUGUUUCAAAAAAAUGUCAACCCCUAAACCUUAUCUAACCUAAUCAAAGCAUGGGGUUUAGUAUCUUUUAAAGUUCUAUUCUAUUGUUAUUUAGUGUUAUUUGUAAUUUUUUUUUUAUCCAAUUAGUUUUUAAUAUAAGUACAUAUAUUCUCAGGACGAGCCCAAAAAUUAUUGUAGUAGCAAUUGUAUAAUAAGACUUAAAAUGAAUUAAUUAUAAUUGAAAUUAAUUUACCUUGUUGAUUGUUGGGUGGAAAUAAAUUGCAUAGAUAUAUUGGUAUUCAAAAGUAGUUUGCAGUAUACAUGAGCCUUAGAAUAAAGGAGUUAGUCAAGAAAUUGGCUGGAGAAAAAGAGAUAUGGAAAGAGACAGAUGAUUGAGUGAAAUGGGAGAGAGGGGAACUUUGAAGGACAUUUGAGAUAGGAAACUAGGAGAUCCAGUUACCUGUUAGGAUAUUUGAGAGAAAAGAGAUAUUAUAAGCUCGUAUGCGGUCAGUCAGACUUGAGAGCUGUAGAAGACUUUAAAUUAAGGAGUAGUUAUGGGGUGGGUGAAGAAUGUUUAGCCUAGAAGCAAGAACUCAAAGGAAACGUCUCUGCACCCUUUUAAUCAUUGCAUACUCAGUAAGUAAGACCCCAUAUUACGUACCCAUGCUCGAUGAUAGGGGAAAUAUGAGCACAGUAAAUUGCCUUGAGGUGUGGUAUUGAUUGGAAAUUACGUGAAGUCCUGGGAGCAAACCCAAAAACAUUAGAGCUUGACAACAUUUAUUCUUGUGUUUGAUUGAUGAGAGAUUUGGUGUGAAGAAUGUUUUAUAAGCAUGUUAUUAAUUUGAUAGAAAAAGAUUUUUUAGAUAUUAUAAAAUAUAAAUAUGAUAAUUGUUUUAGCUAUUUAUUAACAACAAAUUUGUGGAUGCGGUAAGUGGUAAAACAUUUCCAACUACUAAUCCAGCUAAUAAACAAAAAAUUAUCGAUGUUGCUGAAGGAGAUAAAGUAAGAUAUACACUAAUUAUGGAAAUUUUAUAUAUUUUAUUUUUGUGCAUGAAUUUAAGUAUUUGUUAAAAUUGUGUUGUAACUCUUAAUAUGCUGGGGAUCAGAUUAUAAAAGUGGUUACUUCUCUGAAUCAAUUUCAUUAAUACAAUAUUAUUUAUUAUAUUAUAGUUAAUUUGAUUUAAAAGCUAUGUUAUAUUAGCAGUUAAGUAAUUUGUAUAUAUACCACUAUAAGAACAUGAUUGCUGAUUGUAAUUAGACUUUGAUCUGUUUGAAAUAUUACAGUUUACAAUAUCAGUUAUUAAUUGAAUAUAAUAAAAGGAGGUAUUUGUAUCCUGUAAAGGCAUAGCUAGAAUUUUCUUUCGAGGAGAGGUGGCUGCAGUUAGUUGUAGAUCUAAGAUAAUAUUCUUAACUUUCAUACAUCAAUACACUUUAUCAAAUUAUAUUCUGCUCGUUUUCUUUUGAAAAAGUCUAAGGCCCGUUCUCAUCAAUUUAAAUGUUGAUUUUUAAUGGAGUUUAUAAGAUAAUUGACCAAUCGUGUUAUCAGCUAUAAACUCAGUUAAAAAAUCAGAUAAACGCCUUUUUUUAUGUUGGUGAGAAUGACCCUACGCUAUUAUAACUAGGGCUUAGAAUUUGAUGCAUUUGUAUCUUUUUUUUCUAAUGCUUACAUUCAAGGCUUGUCUUUAUAGAAAUUUAACUUUCAUGUAGAAUUUAAUAGUACAAAUAUCAAUUAGUAUUUUUUGCAUUUUACCCCUAAUUCAUUAUUAAAAGAUUAUUUUUUUUAGCAAUUUUAGUGCAUUUUCAAAAUCUGAGCUAUAGGUAUUAGUGUAUAAUAUAUAAAUUUAAUAUUAAAUUGGCAGAAAUGUUAGACGGAAAAAUAUUUUAACCCAUAAUUAACCAGCGAUAAUCAGUUAUCUUAUUGCAAGACUAUAUUGACAUUAUUCAGGUUUUCUGUUAGAAAUUAUUUUAGUAUAUUUCAAUAUAUCAUUUAUUUUAAAUAUGCGCCAUUCACAUCUGUCAGUCAUAUACAAUUUUCAGUAUUUAAAACUCUUAUCUGACAAUCGCCAAUCUUUUUUGUUUUAAAAUAAUAUUGCGUAUAGGUACUUUAAUUAUCUAAUAUAAUAUAUUUUCAUAAAUAAUAUGUAUUUACUUACAAAAUUUAAAUUUCUCUAAUUACAGUUUAAUUAGUUUAGUAUUAUUUUUGUGUCAUACAAACACAAUAGGACACAUGUGAAUAAGGUUAGAUUAGGAUAGGUCAUACAGUUAAAUGUUGACAUAGGCAUAACUAAAUAUAAAUUUAUUAAAUACAAAUUGAAUUAGUUAAAGAAUAACAAAAAGAAAAAUUUUUUUUAACAAGAUAUAGGGUUCUUAGUACAUAUUGGUAUGAUAUUUUUAAUUUCAAUAAAAUAUUAAUUUUCAUGCCAUUUUAUGAUGUUAUUGAAUUAUUUUAACAUUUUUUUUAAAGAUUUUAGAUUAUUAAAUUCCGGGUCUAAUUAUAAUUAUACUUAAUAAUCUAUUUUUCUUCUAAAUAACUAUUGAUAUUUUAAUAUAUGAAAAAUAAAAUUGUUGAAUAAUUCAUUUUAAUAUACAGGCUGAUAUAGAUUUAGCUGUCAAUGCUGCAAGGGUUGCUUUUCUGCCUGAUUCUGAAUGGCGUACAAUGGAUUCAUCUGCUCGAGGACAACUGAUGUAUAAACUGGCCACAUUAAUAGAAGAAAAUAAAAAUGAUUUAGCCUAUUUAGAGUCUUUAGACAAUGGAAAACCAUUAGAGGACUCAUUGUUGGACAUAAGUAUGGCUGUUUCAACUUAUCAAUAUUAUGCUGGAUUUGCUGACAAAAUUCAUGGAAAAACUAUACCAGCUGGUAUGAAUAUCUUCAAUUUUACAAAAUAUUUUAUAAAUACAUAAUUUUAACUGAAAUAUGAAUAUUUGACAAUACUUGCUUAAAACAAAAGAUUUUUUUUAGAUGGACCAUAUAUAGCAUUCACUAAACUCCAACCUGUUGGAGUUGUUGGUCAAAUAAUACCUUGGAACUACCCAAUAUUGAUGAUGGCCUGGAAAUUGGGUCCAGCUCUUGCUACAGGAUGUACAAUCAUAUUGAAACCAGCUGAACAAACUCCUCUUACAGCUCUACAUGUAGCUGCUUUAACAAAAAAAGUAAAGUAUUUAUAAUUUAUAAAUUAUAAUUAAUAACAAAAAAUUAACCUUACAGGCCGGAUUUCCAGACGGUGUCAUUAAUGUUGUUCCUGGAUAUGGUCCUACAGCAGGUCAUGCUAUAUCUAGCCACCCUGAUAUAAACAAAGUGGCCUUCACUGGAUCAACAGAAGUAAAUAAAAUAUGAUUUUUAAUUUUUUAUCUUCACAGGCCAUGUUAAAAAGACGUUAUAUCCACAUCUACUGUCUCAGUCCAACUACUGGGUAACAUCUAAAACAAUGCUUACGCAGAAUUAGUAAAACUAGUUUAAUUUUGAUUUUAGAGUAAAGGUAGUUAUUAUGAAGUGUAUAGAGAAUAUUUUGAAGAGAAUGCCAUAGGGUUUUUGUACUAUCCAAAAUAUACAGUUCGAUAUAUAAGCAUUGUUUUUGCAUGUUACUCGGUAGUUGAACUGUAAAAGUAAAUGCGGGUUUAACUUCUUUUUAAGUCCUUCACUGAUUCAACUAAAUUCUUUCAGAGGUUUUUCUAAUUUUCCAUUUUUGUUGUUUCAUCUGCACAAUUAAAAUCUCUCUUUACUUAAUCCAGCCAUUGUUGUCUCAAUCUUCUUUUGGAAUGUGUUUUAUUUGGAUAUUACUUGUACCGUUAAACUAUCAUUAUCCUUAUAUGUCCAUUCUUGUCUUUUUGAGACAAAACAUGUUUAAAUAUUUAGUUCAUCGAUUCGCUCAAUAUUUGCAUUUGUUCCCCUUUCUUAUUGCCUUGUAUCCAUAUUAUAUAAGGGCCUAAAUACUUAACUAAGAAUCUUCCUUUUAAUGGUUAUUAGCUUGGUCUUUUCCCCUUUAGUUGUUAAACACCAUUCGCUUAAUAUAUUAAUAUGGUUCAUAAAUAGGAAAUAUUUAGUUGCCUUUUAGUUUAUUUGGAGAAAAGUUUAGAAUUAAACAUCUUGUACAUUGUAAGUAUCAUUGAACUUGCUUUUUAAACAUUUUUUAAGUGUAAAUAAUUGCUGUAUUCUAAUUAUUCACUUUUAUAUGUAUCCAUUAUAAUUUCGUGCAUGUAAAUUAAUACUUUUUUUCUUGCCCUUUUUAGUACUUUAGAAUUAAUAUUAUCUUUCCCUGGGGAUUUGAUGUUCUUUGAUGAUUUUAUGGUUAUUUAAACUUCCUCAAUACUUUGCUGCAAGGAGUUCAGGCUUUGCUGUAUAAACUAUUUGUAUUUUCUAUCCUUUUCACUUUCAAUACUAUUUUUUUAAUUUAAUAGUUCUUCAAAAUAUUCCUGGAAUUUAUUUAUAGUUACACUAGGUUCCAUUAUUAUUAGUUAUGAAAUUAGCACUUAUUUUGAAUCCUACUUUAAAUGAUUUAUAAUUCUCAAAAAAGCAGUCUCAAUUUUUUUUAUUAUAGUUUCAUUAGUAAUGCAUUGUAGCGUGCCUUGUGUAAGUAAUGUUCUUAUAUCCAAAAUUCCAAUUUGUAUCUCCAUUUUUUUCCAUAAGUAAUAAAAUAUAAUAUUUAACCAAAUGUAUGUACAUAUAAGUUAAAAAAAAAAAAUAUUAAAUGUUUAGGUUGGCAAAUUAAUCAUGGUAGAAGCAGCCAAGUCUAAUUUGAAACGUGUAUCUUUAGAACUGGGUGGUAAAAGUCCUCUUGUAGUAUUUGAUGAUUUUGAUGGUAAAUUAAUGUUUUAUUUUUAAAAUUUGUGGUUUUAUUGAAAUCAAAUUUUGUUAUAAUUUUAAUACUGAAUUAAUGAGAAAUUGUAUACUAUAUAUACAGUUAAUGAAGCUGCUGCUAUAGCUCAUGGAGCAGUUUUUGCCAACAUGGGUCAAAAUUGUUGUGCUGGUUCUAGAACCUUUGUUCAAGAAGGUAUUUAUGAUGAAUUUGUUAAAAUAGCAUCAAAUUUGGCAUCUGAAAAGAAAGUAGGAGACCAAUUUGAUGCCACUACGCAAGUAGGGCCUUUGGUAAGUUCUUACUAUUUUAUUAAUUCUGUAAAAUGUUUAAUUUAUAAAUAAAUAAAUUGAUAUUUGUAAAAGUAGUUUAAUUUAUUUUAUAUAUAUAUUUUAUUAUUAUAUAUUACGGUUACAAAUUUAGGUGAGUGAAGAACAAUAUAACAAGGUCUUAGACAUGAUUGAAUCUGGUAAACAAGAAGGUGCUAAAGUAGAAGCUGGAGGUUCUAAAGUAGGCGAUACGGGAUAUUUUGUAUAUCCAACUGUAUUUUCUAACGUGACCGAUGACAUGAAAAUUGCAAGAGAAGAAGUAAAUAUAAAUUAGCAUAUUAGAUUCUGAUCUUAUUUAAGGAGAAUUAUUAACACGUUCACUGUCAAGGUGUUGAUGACAUGUAUGUAGUAGAUUAAUAAUCUACUAUACAGUAGAUAAUAACUUUAUGUAUCCUACCUUCCUGAUAUUUUAAAAAUCUAUCCCGCUAUGAGAUGUCAUUGUUAUCUCUUGGAGAAAAAUUAUUAUUAUCUACUAUAAAUACCAUUGAAAUUACAAGAUCCUAAUGAAUAACCAUAUUUAAAAAUGAAAAUAGCGGGACUAAAACCGAUAGAAUAAUUAACCAUUACACAUAUAACAUAUGUCAAUCACGGUCCUUGGAACUAUGUUAUAGUUAUAGAUUGUGGCAGUGGACACUUUAACUAUAUAAGUUGUACUUAGAGUUUUAUUUAAAAAAUUGUACUAUUUAGUUGUUUUUUAGUUAUAACUUGUUCUAAGGUACAUACAUUUUAUUGUAGAUAUUUGGACCAGUUCAACAGAUUAUUAAAUUCAAAACUAUAGAUGAAGUAAUCAAACGAGCAAAUAAAACUAAGUAUGGAUUAGCUGCUGGAGUAUUAACUAAGGAUUUAAGUACUGCAUUAAAGUAUAUGGAAAAUGUCGAUGCUGGGUCAAUGUGGUAAUUAAUUUUAUAGCCAAUAAAUAAGACCUAUUCCAUUUAAUUCCUAGGCUAAAUAUCUAUGUAGAUUUUUUAUCACUGAAUCUUAUAAUUAUUAGACAUAUGGUCUGUAGCAAAUACUUGUAGGCAUCUAUAUAAUAUAUAUUUACAUAUGGUGAUGACUUUUACAUAUAUUUCUAAAUAUGAUCUAUAAAAGUACCUACACACAGUAGCUUAGCUAAGAUUUAUCAUUUUUUUUUUUCGGGGGGGAGAUGGAAGUUUAGGGGUCUACAAUCUUAUUAACCUUAGCAUAACUAAAAAAAAUGAAGCAAUGCCCAAAACCCCCUCUUGGCUACACAUACACAAAUUUUAAAAAUUAAAUAAUUUUGAUUUGCAACAUAGUAUUUUAUGUUCGUACUAUUAUUUAAAUUUAUUUGUAUAAUAGUAUAAUUAUAAAUAUAGACUUAAUUUUUAUAUUAUAAUAUAUAGGAUUAACUGUUACGAUAUUGUAAAUACACAAUGUCCAUUUGGAGGAUUUAAGCAAUCUGGAUUUGGCAGAGAAUUGUAAGUAACUGAUAUUAAAUAAAUUACUAUUGCUAAAUUACUAAUAUUAAACAUACAAAUUUUAUGUCCACAGAGGAGCAGAUGGUUUGAAAGAAUAUUUAGAAAUAAAAACAGUCACAAUUAGAAAAUAAUUAUUUUUCUAUCAUUACAAAUUAAUAAUAAUUAUACUUAUUUGAAAUAAAAAUAUAUAUUUUAAUCAAUAUACAUUUUACUGAUUCUGGAAGUGGUGAGACAAAUAAAAGUAGAUAUAACAGGUGUAUAAUAAUGUCAUGUUACUGUUUAAAGAUGUGUGAAGGUUUUUGUUAACUCAGAAAUAAACCAUUUACUUUUGAAAUGAUUAUAUUAUUAACGAGUGGUUUAAAUUAUCAACCAGUUUAUUAAACAGUUCAUAAUAUAUAAAUAAAUAAAUAUUAUUCUUGUUAUCUAUGUUAUAUGUAUUAUACUAAUUCAGAUAUUAUUGAUCCUAUUAAAAUGGUGAAUCAGAAUGUAGACAAUUUUUUACCUAGUAUUUUUUUUUAUAAUAUUUGUAAUUUUAUAAUAAGACACAUACUUUAUUUUAUAUAAUAAUUGUAUGACAAAUUUAUUUGUUGAUUUUGAAUAUAGAACAUAGGUUAACUUAACUACAGUAUACAAGUUUAGUAUUCAGGUUAUGAGUUAUAAUUAGUAAUUUAUCUGCAAAAAUGUAUGAAACAUGAAGUUUUUAUCCAAUUUCAUUAAAAUUCAUCAUAUCAAGUGGUUAAAAGGCCUAUACUAUUUGACACAUUUCCAAUUUGUUCAUACUGUUAUUAACUAUUAUAAAAAUGAGCUUUUAAUUAAAUGAAUAGCUUAACAUCUUUCAAUGAUUUAUAUAUAUAAUUAUUAAUAUUUAUUAGACCUCUAUAUUUAAUCAUAAUAAUAUAAUACAAAUAUAUAAUGCAAAAUGUGAUAUUUAUUCUUGAACUAUUCAAAUUUUUUAAUCAUUAAACAUAUACAUAUAUAUAUUAUAAACUAAAUAUCAUUUAAUAAAUGGUAAUAUAUUUAUUGUUAUUAUUCAAUUGAUGGCACUCCCAAUUCCUCAUCUGUCCAUUUUGAUGAAUCAGGAUAUUCAAAAUCUCCCUACACAAACA
Messenger RNA from Cinara cedri, 14281 nucleotides. The record is from the annotation of a GenBank genome assembly. NCBI's taxonomy places the organism in Eukaryota, Metazoa, Arthropoda, Insecta, Hemiptera, Aphididae.